Molecule: messenger RNA, 1300 nt
Organism: Alexandromys fortis (reed vole)
Lineage: Eukaryota; Metazoa; Chordata; Mammalia; Rodentia; Cricetidae
Product: hepatitis A virus cellular receptor 1 homolog
Exons: 8
Coding region: 77-1006 (309 amino acids)
Biological process (GO): positive regulation of mast cell activation; phagocytosis, engulfment
Cellular component (GO): cell surface
Molecular function (GO): phosphatidylserine binding; virus receptor activity
Source: RefSeq, a predicted model, not a curated record
CUCCAUCAGCAGCAGAGGACCAUCCGGAGAGGCGCUUACAAGAAGCUGUGGCUCUCCUAUCUAACUGGUCAGCACCAUGAUGCAUCCUCAAGUCUUCAUUUCUAGUCUCAUACUUCUUCUCCCAGGUGCUGUGGAUCCUUACGUAAUCGUGAAGGGGGUGGUGGGUCACCCUGUCACACUGCCGUGUAUUUACUCAACGUACACUGGAAUCAGUUACAUGAGUUGGGACCUCGGGGAAUGUCAGUAUUUUAAUAAUUAUAGAACUCUUGUCCGGGCCAAUGCAUAUCAAGUCACCUAUCAGAGGAGCAGCCGAUACCAGCUAAAGGGGCGUAUUUCUGAAGGAGACGUGUCCUUGACCAUAGAGAAUGCUGUUCAGACUGACAGUGGUCUGUAUUGUUGUUUAACAAAAAUCCCUGGAUCUUUCCAUUCUGUAACCUAUUCAUUGGACGUUAAACCAGAAAUUCCUGCAAGUCCUCCAACAAGACCCACAAUGAGGAGACCCACAACUAUAACAAGACUCAUAACUACACAAAGGCCCACAACUACAGGAAGACCCACAACUACACAAAGACCCACAACUCUGUCAACAGGACCCACACGUGUACCAGCAUCACCCAGAGUCUCCACCUCUACUCCUACAACACCAGCGCACACGCAGACUCAUACACCAGCAGAUUGGAAUAACACUGUGACAUCCUCAGAUGACUCUCGAAAUAAUUACACUGAAUCGAUCCCUUCAUGGAACCAGCAGAAGAACAUGAGUAAGGGCUUCUACAUUGGGGUCUCCACCGCUGCCCUGCUGUUGCUGCUGCUUGUGUGCACCGCGGUUAUCACCAGGUGCAUCCUUAUGAAAAAGAAGUCGGGGUCUCUAAGCUUGGUAGCAUUCCGUGCCAAUAAGAUCGGAACUUUGCAAAACACAGCAGUUAUCCGGUCUCGAGCUGAAGACAAUGUCUACACAAUUGAAGACACUCCUACCCUACAGAAAGAGUCCCAAAAACCCUCUUAGACACCGUCUGCCUGAGACUGCAGAGACAGCAACUGGAUUUGACAGCGCAAACAGCCUUUUCCAGCUGCAGGGCUAUGUUCUGUGUCGGUCCAUCCAGCAGUGGUGGAGAGGGUGACCCUCCGCUGUUAAUACUCAAACUCACGGUUCACAUCAUCCUAAUUCUUGUAUCAACACUGCCUCAGUCUCUCACUCAUUGCAGAACGUCCUCUCAAACAUGAACAUUUUAGGUUUUUCUGGUUCCUUUCAUCAACAUAGUCACCGGUAGUACAGGAAAUAGAUUCUUGUCUUGAUUAU